CGUUGUGCGUUCUUCUGAAAAAUAUGCAAAAUAUUCAUCAUUUUGUUUACGAAUGAGAUGUAUAUAAAGCAGGGCAGUGAUGAUCCAAGAAUCAUUCCAAGCAGAAUUGUCUCUGGAUAAAGUUAAAGUAGGAUCACCACAAACAUUCAAUAUGCUGAAGGCAAUUUUCUUAUUAGCAUGCAUGUUAGUCGUCGCCUUUGCUCUAGACCAAGAGCAGCCUGUCCAAGAAGGAGCUGAUCAGGACCUUCAAGGAGCUGAAAGUUAUGGAUAUGGAUACGGUCGAGGAUAUGGUGGCUGGGGACGAGGAUAUGGCGGUUGGGGACGUGGAUGGGGAGGAUAUGGCGGCGGAUGGGGUGGAUAUGGUCGCGGCUGGGGCGGAUACGGUCGCGGUUGGGGUGGAUACGGACGCUACUGGGGUUAAACUCUAUAACAUACCGGACUAUGCUUACGGAAAAUAUGAUUUUUGUAUAAAUAAAACAGUAAAAUGAAA
Hermetia illucens (black soldier fly) is the source of this 490-nucleotide messenger RNA. Its product is annotated as neuropeptide-like protein 31. Lineage: Eukaryota; Metazoa; Arthropoda; Insecta; Diptera; Stratiomyidae. The transcript is spliced from 2 exons. Bases 80 to 421 code for a protein of 113 amino acids. The record is from RefSeq and is a predicted model, not a curated record.